Molecule: messenger RNA, 962 nt
Organism: Nicotiana tabacum (common tobacco)
Lineage: Eukaryota; Viridiplantae; Streptophyta; Magnoliopsida; Solanales; Solanaceae
Source: RefSeq, a predicted model, not a curated record
CAAAACUCUCCCCAAAAUAAACGGAUGAAUAAUUCUUUUGAGACAUUCUUGUCCGAGCAAAACCAUCCGCCACGCUAGGAGAGAUCAAUACUUCUUGCAUUGUGCCAUGUGUUAGAAUAUGCAUUCAUUGAGGUAACCAAUUGUGCAUUUUUGAAGCUUAUAAAUUCACCAAUCCAACCAUUUCAAAAUCCAUUCCGUUUUUGCAUUUUGAUCAACAAUUACUACUGCUACUUCUAAACAUAAACAAGUUAAGCAACAAAAACCAAUUAACAUGGCAAGCCAAGGACGUGACAACCUUCAUAGCAUCCAAAUCCCCGGCCAAGCCCAGAUGAGAAGGGAAGACUUGUUGAAUCAACCAUCUGACAUCCAUAACCAAAGCCAAGCAACCAACUUGCUUCAAGAGACGGGGACACAAGUGAAGAACAUAGCACAAGGAGCAGCAGAUAUGGCUCAAGGAGCAGCAGGAAGUGCAGUGAACAUGGCUCGAGGAGCUGCAACUGGUGCAGCAAACAUGGCACACGGCGCAGCUGAUGCAGUCAAGAAUACUCUAGGAAUCAAUCCUGAUUCCCACAACACCACUGACACCAACUAUUUCAAUCAUCCCGGCACCAUCAAUUACAAUGAUGCAAAUGCUAACACCACUGUUCCAGGCGAUACAAAUUAUCCUGGCAGCUUGAACUUUCCUACCAACUCAAUCAAUCCCAGCACCGGCAUUUAAACUGUCAUUCGAGAAUUCUUGUCAUAGUUUUGAUUAUUGCGAUUCAUAAUUUUUCUUCCCUGUUUUGUUUUCUUCUUCUUUUUUUUUUUACGGGAGAUUGCAGACUGGAGGAGGCAUGUUCUUCUAAUCUCAAUCCUCCAUUCCCUGGUAUAAAAUAAGCUUCAAUUUUUUCCCCCCUGAAAGAAUACGUUGUCAAGUUGAAAAAUGUUGAUUGACCUACUAAUUUUAUUUAUAUCCUUGUUAA